Molecule: messenger RNA, 1335 nt
Organism: Entamoeba invadens IP1
Lineage: Eukaryota; Evosea; Mastigamoebida; Endamoebidae
Product: importin subunit alpha-1, putative
Exons: 1
Coding region: 1-1335 (444 amino acids)
Biological process (GO): NLS-bearing protein import into nucleus
Cellular component (GO): nucleus
Molecular function (GO): nuclear import signal receptor activity
Source: RefSeq, a predicted model, not a curated record
AUGCAGCGUAUUUUGUAUGAGGAAAAGGACAUUAACCCAUUAACACUGCGGCCUAUUCCGGAGGUCAUCGCAACUAUUCAACAAGCCAAUGGCUUCACACAAGAACUAUUACACGAGCUCAGUGAGCUCUCUAAGAUAUCCACGUGUUUCCAAAUAUUUCCCGUGACAUAUGAGACUGUCCUUCAAAUCACACAAACACUUCUUGUGUUGUUACAACAAUUUGGGAUAGGCCCACUGUAUGUCAAAAAGAUAUUCAUCACGUUAUCAAAUAUAUUUGUGACACUACCAAAGCAACUUCACGCUCCUGUCGUCGCACAAGAUGUUGUUUCCGCGGCAAUGUUUUUUGCGAAAAAGCGGCAACCCCUCUCCCUUCCCUUUGUACUUCUUUUCUUGACAAAUUUGAUUGGCGACGAGGAACAUGAAAUUCCCGUCGACAAAAUUUUUGAACUUGGCUUGGUCGAACUUUUGUCGCAAAUGAACGCCGAAGGGUUUAUAGACGAAGACACUGAAGACGCGUACGCAACUUGCUUUUGCAACAUUAUGAAGUCCCUCAACAAACGACAGAACGUCGAGUUUCUUCAACCGAUCAUUCCAUUGAAACUGUUAUACACAAAGAACGAACACGCACUUGCAGACACUUGUUGGGGGAUCAUGAUGUUCUGUAAAAACACACAACUUUUCGACAUCUUAAUUCGAAUGAAUGUCUUCCCCCGGUUGGUCGAAAUACUCGACGAACAACAUCCGCAGACGGAAUUGCCGAUAUUGAAAAUAUUUGAUAAUUUUGCGUACGAGGAUGAGAAGUUCUUUAAGUACUUUAUCCAAAUAGGAGUGUUGGAGAAGCUGAAAACACUAAUUCUAUCACCAAAGACGAACGAGUGUAUAUUGGAGCGGUGUACCUUCAUUGUGUCGAAUUUGUCUGUCACGCCCGAAUUUGUGCAGCUGUUGAUGGAAAACCAAAUCAUCACAAUACUCAUCGAUAAGUACUUUUUACAGAGCGAGAACGUGAAAACUGAAAUUCGGUGGACAGUCGUCAAUUUUUUGAUUGUUGCGGACGAUUUGAUGAUUUUUGAGUUGAUCAACAACGAGCGGAUUUUCUCGUUGUUUGCGGACUUUGAUGUGAAAGAUGAACGAAUAGUUCGGUUGUACCUCAGUGGGUUGUUGAAGAUCAUUCUAGUAGGUGAGAAGGGGGGUGUUGUAGAAAAGAUGAAAGAAGCCGGGUGUGCGGAGUGUGUUGCAAAUUACACGCAUCACCACGACGCAGAGAUCUCAAGAGUCGCCUUUGCCAUUUCGCGCACAUUCUUCGAUAAACAAAACGAGUAUGACGAACUCAAUUAA